CCAUUUUGUCAGUCGCCUGCGGAUCCCGCGCGCUGGAGAAGUGCAGUUCCCCCUGGUUACCAAUUCGUCGGUUCUCCCUUCGCGCUGCGGGCGCCGUCGAAGAGCACUCACCACUGAUACAGCCGUUCCUCCCUACAGUGCCACCGCCGCUGUUGCAUCCGCCCGGAGCUAGUGCCCCGUCUUCCUCCCCCACCACUGACAGGCGCCCUCAGGGAGCCGCCGUCAGCGAUGUCAAGCGAGGAAAGCUACCGGGCCAUUCUUCGCUACCUGACAAACGAGCGUGAGCCGUAUGCGCCGGGCACCGAGGGCAAUGUCAAGCGUAAAAUCCGCAAGGCAGCUGCCUGCUACGUGGUGCGCGGUGGGACUCUGUACUACCAGCGGCGGCAGCGGCACCGCAAGACCUUCGCGGAGCUGGAGGUGGUGCUGCAGCCCGAGCGGCGCCGGGGGCUCAUCGAGGCGGCGCACCUGGGCCCCGGCGGCACUCACCACACCCGGCAUCAGACCUGGCACGACUUGUCCAAGACUUACUGGUGGCGAGGCAUAUUAAAGCAAGUGAAAGAUUACAUUAAACAGUGUAGCAAAUGCCAGGAGAAACUAGAUCGCUCCCGUCCAAUAUCAGAUACUUCAGAAAUGCUGGAAGAAUUGGGACUAGAUCUUGAAUCUGGAGAAGAAAGUAAUGAAUCAGAAGAUGAUCUGAGCAAUUUUACUUCACCUCCAACUACAGCCUCCAAGCCUGCAAAAAAGAAGCCAGUAUCGAAACAUGAACUUGUUUUUGUUGACACCAAAGGAGUGGUGAAACGUUCUUCUCCAAAACAUUGUCAGGCUGUCUUAAAACAGCUCAACGAACAGAGACUCUCCAACCAGUUCUGUGAUGUUACUUUGUUAAUUGAGGGAGAAGAGUACAAAGCUCAUAAAUCUGUUUUGUCAGCUAAUAGUGAAUAUUUUCGAGAUCUUUUUAUUGAGAAAGGAGCUGUUUCCAGUCAUGAGGCAGUGGUGGAUCUUUCUGGUUUUUGUAAGGCAAGCUUCCUUCCUUUAUUGGAAUUUGCCUAUACUUCUGUGCUAAGUUUUGACUUCUGUAGCAUGGCUGAUGUAGCCAUCUUGGCGCGCCAUCUUUUCAUGUCGGAAGUUUUAGAAAUCUGUGAAAGUGUACAUAAACUAAUGGAAGAGAAGCAACUAACAGUGUAUAAGAAGGGUGAGGUCCAAACGGUUGCAUCUACCCAGGACUUACCAGAACCCAAUGGAAAUACUGCACCUCCUGUGGCUAGCAGCGAGGGAACCACAACAUUAUCUACUGAACUUGGGGAUUGUGAAAUUGUACUGUUGGUGAAUGGAGAAUUGCCUGAAGCUGAGCAGAAUGGAGAGCCUGGACAACACCCUGAACGCCAGGUUUCUUCAGAGGCUCAAGCCACUCUGUCACCAGCAGGCUGUGUAACUGGUUCCCAUCCUGAAAUGGAGUCUGUGGAUUUAGCAACAAAAAUUGAUGACACAGAACGAGAAACUUUAAACAGCAAAGAUAGCACACUUUCUAAUAUACAUCCCAAACUUUCAAAAGAGAAUGUAAUCAGUAGCUCUCCAGAAAACAAUGGUAUGGGAAAUGACACAUCCACUGAAGAUAUCUGUGCUGAAGACAUUCCAGAAUCAAUGCAGAACCUUGGCCAGUCUUUAAAAGAGCAAGAAAAUCUAAUCGCACUGACAACAAAGACAGACCUGGGCCCUGAUGAUGAAACUUACAGAAGCAGGCUUCGGCAGCGUUCUGUUAAUGAAGGGGGGUAUAUCCGACUACACAAAGGAAUGGAGAAAAAGCUGCAAAAACGGAAGGCCAUUCCAAAGUCAGCAGUUCAGCAGGUAGCCCAGAAAUUAGUUCAAAGAGGGAAAAAGAUGAAACAGCCAAAAAGGGAUACUAAAGAGAAUACUGAAGAAGCAGCAUCCCAUAAAUGUGGGGAAUGUGGAAUGGUUUUUCAGAGACGAUAUGCCCUUAUAAUGCACACACUGAAGCAUGAAAGAGCUAGAGAUUACAAAUGUCCGUUGUGUAAAAAACAGUUUCAGUACAGUGCUUCCUUGCGAGCACAUCUUAUUCGACAUACCAGAAAAGAUGCACCCACUUCAUCCUCUUCCAAUUCUACGUCUAAUGAGACAUCGGGAACAUCGUCUGAGAAGGGGAGAACCAAACGAGAAUUUAUAUGUUCCAUAUGUGGAAGGACAUUACCUAAAUUAUAUUCUCUUCGAAUACACAUGUUAAAGCAUACAGGUGUAAAGCCACAUGCGUGCCAGGUCUGUGGAAAGACUUUCAUCUAUAAGCAUGGUCUAAAAUUACACCAGAGUCUCCAUCAAUCACAAAAGCAGUUCCAGUGUGAACUGUGUGUUAAGUCAUUUGUUACCAAACGGAGUCUUCAAGAACAUAUGAGUAUUCACACAGGUGAGUCCAAGUACCUCUGCUCAGUUUGUGGAAAGUCUUUUCACAGGGGCUCUGGACUCAGCAAGCACCUAAAGAAACACCAGCCAAAGCCUGAGGUUCGAGGUUAUCAUUGUACUCAAUGUGAAAAAAGUUUCUUUGAAGCUAGAGAUCUUCGUCAGCACAUGAACAAACAUCUUGGUGUGAAGCCAUUCCAGUGCCAGUUUUGUGAUAAGUGCUAUAGUUGGAAGAAAGAUUGGUAUUCUCAUGUGAAGUCUCAUUCUGUCACUGAGCCUUACAGGUGUAAUAUAUGUGGCAAAGAAUUUUAUGAGAAAGCAUUAUUUAGAAGGCAUGUAAAGAAAGCUACGCAUGGGAAAAAAGGAAGAGCAAAGCAGAACCUAGAACGGGUGUGUGAACAAUGUGGAAGAAAAUUCACUCAGUUAAGAGAGUAUAGGAGACACAUGAACAACCACGAAGGAGUCAAGCCAUUUGAAUGCUUAACAUGUGGAGUAGCCUGGGCUGAUGCCCGAUCUCUAAAACGCCACGUCAGAACACAUACUGGUGAACGGCCCUAUGUCUGCCCCGUAUGUAGUGAAGCCUACAUAGAUGCUCGAACACUCCGUAAACAUAUGACUAAAUUCCACAGAGAUUAUGUGCCUUGCAAAAUUAUGCUGGAGAAAGAUACCCUUCAGUUUCAUAACCAAGGAACUCAAGUGGAGCAUGCUGUUAGUAUCUUAACAGCAGACAUGCAGGAACAAGAAAGCAGUGGUCCUCAAGAACUGGAGACAGUGGUGGUGACGGGAGAGACCAUGGAAGCACUGGAAGCUGUUGCGGCUACGGAAGAGUGUCCGUCAGUAUCUACGCUCUCUGACCAAAGCAUCAUGCAAGUGGUUAAUUAUGUUUUGGCGCAACAGCAAGGACAGAAGCUCUCAGAAGUGGCAGAAGCUAUUCAAACUGUUGAAGUAGAGGUGGCACACAUUUCGGAAGCAGAGUGACUGUAGCGAUGGAGAUCAAAGAAGUGACAUCCCAUGUGUACUGAACUCACAGAACAUCUGUUCACACUGCAGUGUGUGACUGUCUGCCCAAAGUUUGUAGGUCAAGGCUCUGGGCUGUUUGGUGAUGUUUGAAUUUCUGAACGGUUUGUCUGGCUAAUGGGUUCUAUUGAAAAAUCCAUUUAUUGUAAAGGAAUUGAAAGCAAAUUUACUUGAUGGUAAUGGUUUAUCAUGGUGUACUUUUUAUGAAUUAAUGUUUAUAAAGGACUGGACUAAAUUAAAAACUGUAUAGUUUCACUUGCAUUUUGACAUUAUUAUAUACUUUGAGUUUAAAAGGCUGCACUAGUCAGAUCUUCUUCUCUUUUAUUCUCAAAAUAGAGAGGUUCUGUGAUUUCAUUUGCCCUGUUUAUAGGUUCAAAAAAAUUCUAAUAUAAAGCAUUUUAGUAGGAUGCGUAAGUAUAUUACAUUUUUAAAAUGCUUCAAAUCUGUGAUUCUUGACUUACUAUUUAUUUUAACCCCUUAUAAGUCAGGGAUUUAUUCUAUUUUAAAGCACUUAAUGAGUUACAUGUUGUAAUCAAGUUUGCACAGUAUACUUAACCUAGAUGGGGAACCCUUAAGUAAAUAGCUGAUUUUUAAAAAUGCCAUUAAAAUGCAUGAAAUGCCUAUUAAAGCCUUACUAUAUACUAUCUCUUCAAGGCAAGUAAAUUGACCAUGAGCAAAGGACACUGUUAUUAAACAUUGUUGAUGGGAAAUUUCUCCUUGAUAACAUGGGACAAUGAAUGAAAAAAAAACUCAUUCUUUUGCUGAAGAAUGAACAAAUUAAAACUAGAUUUGUUAUGUUUGCAGCUUUUUUAUCAUGUUUAAUCGUUCAAUUUUGUUGAAAAACUGCAAUUUAGAAAUAGGAUAGCAAUACGGACCUCUACAGUGGUCCUGUGUGGAUACUGUAUAAUUGUCAAGUAACUUCAGAAUAUUGAAAAGUCUUCAAGUCAGCCCUCAUUUUAGUAUACUGUAUAAAGAAGUUAAUUGAUUAUGGUCCACCAAAUUGUUGAAAGUAAAUUAUUUUUAAAAGUUAUGUGAGAAUUAGUAAUUUGUGUGUUUGAUUUUUAAAUUCCCACUUCUAGAAGCUAUCCAGUUUUCUGACCUUCAAAAUAACCUUGGGGAGAUGCCACAUUUCUCUCCUGUAGGAAACUACCACUCAAACUAUAAUUGUUAAAAUUAAACUUUUUACUUUAGGUAUUAGAAGCUAAUAUAAGGUAUAAAAAAUGAAGAUAUAAGCAAAAUCACAAGUAAAUCAUUCCUAAAGCACAAGAAAAGAAUGUGCCUUGAUGUACAUAUAUUAUUAAGAUAUUUAUUCCAGUUUACUUUAAAAAAUGGCUGAAAAGAUAAAGACUAAAUGUGAUGCCAUGCAUGCAUUAUACCUGCAUAUGUAAUAUUUGCAUUUGCAAAUUUCCCAUUGUUCCUAUAGCUGUGUGGCUGACUUUUUCAAUUUUAAGUGAAUUGACAUACAGUCUAUAACUUUAUAAUGGCUGCUUGUUUAUCAUACCUUUCAGUUAGUGAAAAUGUAUUUCAACCUAACUAAAAUUUGGAAUUGUGUCUUUUAUGUUCCAUCUUCACCAUUGUUACUAGAUUUAGUUAAUUGUAUAAGACCAUUAAUGUAUGUCCAAAAUUGUAAAUAAAAGAUGUUGAAUCUUGUUUAAAAGCAUAAGCUUUGGAGUUGACCUUGUCACUUUUCUCUUCAUAACUCAGUUGCUGUCAUAAAUUAGUUAUGUUAUUAAAGUUAAUCCAUUUUUAAAGGCAAGGGGAAUUGAAUACAUUAAAAAAUAACCAUUGGGUAAAAACAUAAUAUUAAAACUUCUUACUCAUAAACAAAAUUUUCCCACAAAAUUGGAAGUAGUGUGAUUUACUAAAUGUGUAGAGUUACAGGGUUACCGGUAGGCUCAGUUGGUAGAGCAUGUGACUCUUGGUCUUGAGGUAGUGAGUUCAAGCCCCAUGUUGGACGUGACUUUUCACAAAAUGUGUAGCAUUACAUAAGUCCAUGUAGAAACAAGUGUUAAGGUUGCAAAAAUUCAGUUUUAUGUUGCCAUGGGGGAAGCUUCUGUAUUUAAUUUACAAUUCUUUCUUAGAAACAUGCAUUGCUUUGUUGUCAGGUGACUCUCCGCUAAUUGUGUGGGGACCCCUGGUUAAAUGUACUUAAGACUCCUGCUGCCAAGCAGUUUGAGUCAUAACUGUUAGUCACUGAAAUGUAUAAAUUGAUAGCAAUGAAUUAAUUCUCUGACAUGGGUUUUAAUCUGUUUUAUUAACAGUGGCUAUAUACAGAAUUUCACAAGGUUGCCUAAACUGCUGAACUUAAAGCUAAUCCAAAAGUUCAGUGUUUUGUCUUUUUUGAUGCAUUGAUGCAAACUCUCUGUGCAUGCAUGAUAUUUCCUGCUUAUGAUUCUUCUUGUCAAACCUGUAAUCUCUUGGAAAUUCCUAAACAGUUUUACAUCUAAUGCUUCAAACAUACAUAAUAAAAGCCUUUGCUUCCUCUUGA
Messenger RNA from Mustela erminea (ermine), 5914 nucleotides. RefSeq names its product zinc finger and BTB domain containing 11 (gene ZBTB11). The coding region runs from base 229 to 3387 and encodes 1052 amino acids. Gene Ontology annotation, molecular function: protein binding. NCBI's taxonomy places the organism in Eukaryota, Metazoa, Chordata, Mammalia, Carnivora, Mustelidae. Gene Ontology annotation, cellular component: nucleus. The transcript has 11 exons. The record is from RefSeq and is a predicted model, not a curated record.